GUCUCUCCUCACACUCUCACUCACCCUGUCUCUCCUCACACUCUCACUCACCCUGUCUCUCCUCACACUCUCACUCACCCUGUCUCUCCUCACACUAUCUUCCACCCUGUUUCCCCUCACACUAUCUACCACCCUGUCUCUCCUCAAACUAUCUUCCACCUUGUCUCUCCUCACACUAUCUACCACCCUGUCUCUCCUCACACUAUCUUCCACCCUGUCUCUCCCCACACUAUCUUCACUCACCUGCAAUACAUUACCACUCCCUCCAUUGGUGAUAAAAUCCUGAAUAGACCAGUUUUAACUGUUUAUUUGCAGUUCAUGUCCGAUGGGUUGUACUGUUCCAGUUGAUGUUGCCUUCCAGCUGUUACAGCCAGGCUUGUUUGAGUUUGGCGAGUUCAUGAAAGUCAACCUGCGCUAUGCCCUGCCCGACUCACAGAGCACAUUGAAGCAUGAUUCAAUCGGGACCCCGGUAUCCACGGAAACCGUGUCCACCCUGUCGACAGAGGACGAUUUGGCAGCAUCGGCAGAAUUGUGGAGAGUUAGGAGUGGCAGCACAUCAUCACUACACACACCACUGUUACAUUCCGCAGACGAGAAACGGAAAUCUUUUGCAACAAAGUCAUACUCCUUUGGUGACCUAGGGCCGAAUAUUUCUACUGAGUCCGAGGAAGCCCAGAAAAUCAGGUUUAAAUCUAUCAGGCGGUCGACGGCCGUUCACCCACCCAAGUUAUCUAUUCCACGUCCCGUGUUAUCACAGACUGACAGAGACGUUACCAACCCGGCUAACUUCUUGAAGAAACCCUGCAGGAUCUACAUUCCAUAGUCUACCUAGUAACCAACUCAGCUAACUUCCUCAACAUCUACAUUCCACAAUCUUCCUAGUAACCAACUCAGCUAACUUCCUCAACAUCUACAUUCCACAAUCUACCUAGUAACCAACUCAGCUAACUUCCUCAACAUCUACAUUCCACAAUCUACCUAGUAACAAACCCGGCUGACUUCCUCAACAUCUCAACUGCUAUUAUUCUAUUAAAAUCUUGUUGUUACCAUAUAUUACCAGGUGAUGUAUACUAUAGGUGCACAAGCCUGGGAUGUGCGUAUACUAUAUACUAUAGGUGCACAAGCAUGGCCUGUGUAUACUAUAGGUGCACAAGUAUGGUCUGUGUAUAUACUAUAUACUAUAGGUGCACAAGCCUGGGAUGUGCGUAUACUAUAUACUAUAGGUGCACAAGCAUGGCCUGUGUAUACUAUAGGUGCACAAGUAUGGUCUGUGUGUAUACUAUAUACUAUAGGUGCACAAGCCUGGGCUGUGUGUAUACUAUAUACUAUAGGUGCACAAGCCUGGGCUGUGUGUAUACUAUAUACUAUAGGUGCACAAGCCUGGGCUGUGUGUAUACUAUAUACUAUAGGUGCACAAGCCUGGGCUGUGUGUAUACUAUAUACUAUAGGUGCACAAGCAUGGCCUGUGUAUACUAUAGGUGCACAAGUAUGGUCUGUGUGUAUACUAUAGGUGCACAAGUAUGGUCUGUGUGUAUACUAUAUACUAUAGGUGCACAAGUAUGGUCUGUGUAUACUAUAUACUAUAGGUGCACAAGCCUGGGCUGUGUGUAUACUAUAUACUAUAGGUGCACAAGCAUGGCCUGUGUGUAUACUAUAGGUGCACAAGCAUGGUCUGUGUGUAUACUAUAUACUAUAGGUGCACAAGCCUGGGAUGUGCGUAUACUAUAUACUAUAGGUACACAAGCAUGGCCUGUGUAUACUAUAGGUGCACAAGUAUGGUCUGUGUGUAUACUAUAUACUAUAGGUGCACAAGCCUGGGAUGUGCGUAUACUGUAGGUGCACAAGCAUGGCCUGUGUAUACUAUAGGUGCACAAGUAUGGUCUGUGUGUAUACUAUAUACUAUAGGUGCACAAGCCUGGGCUGUGUGUAUACUAUAUACUAUAGGUGCACAAGCAUGGCCUGUGUAUACUAUAGGUGCACAAGCAUGGCCUGUGUAUACUAUAGGUGCACAAGCAUGGUCUGUGUGUAUACUAUAUACUAUAGGUGCACACGCCUGGGCUGUGUGUAUACUAUAUACUAUAGGUGCAAAAGCCUGGGCUGUGUGUAUACUAUAUACUAUAGGUGCACAAGCCUGGGAUGUGCGUAUACUAUAGGUGCACAAGCAUGGCCUGUGUAUACUAUAGGUGCACAAGCAUGGCCUGUGUGUAUACUAUAUACUACAGGUGCACAAGCAUGGCCUGUGUGUAUACUAUAUAUUAUAGGUGCACAAGCAUGGCCUGUGUGUAUACUAUAUACUACAGGUGCACAAGCAUGGCCUGUGUUUAUACUAUAUACUAUAGGUGCACAAGCAUGGCCUGUGUAUACUAUAUACUACAGGUGCACAAGGAUAGCCUGUGUGUAUACUAUAUACUAUAGGUGCACAAGCAUGGCCUGUGUGUAUACUAUAUACUAUAGGUGCACAAGCAUGGCCUGUGUGUAUACUAUAUACUAUAGGUGCACAAGCAUGGCCUGUGUAUACUAUAUACUAUAGGUGCACAAGCAUGGCCUGUGUGUAUACUAUAUACUAUAGGUGCACAAGCCUGGUCUGUGUGUAUACUAUAGGUGCACAAGCCUGGGCUGUGUGUAUACUAUAUACUAUAGGUGCACAAGCCUGAUCUGUGUUUAUACUAUAUACUAUAGGUGCACAAGCAUGGCCUGUGUACUGAUUUACACUGAGGAAGUUCUUGAUGGACAUUGGUCUCUUUAUGUUGUAUUCUAUUUGACAAGAUAGCUGCUGUUGUGGGCAAAUGUCAGACAUACCAGAUAUAAGUGUUUGAAAUACAAGAUGCCGAAUGUUGAAAACAGAAAUGUUUAAAGCAAAACUCUAUGACUUAAAAAUAUGCUAUUAAAUAAAAUUGUUGUUGUGAUGAAAA
Molecule: messenger RNA, 2912 nt
Organism: Gigantopelta aegis
Lineage: Eukaryota; Metazoa; Mollusca; Gastropoda; Neomphalida; Peltospiridae
Exons: 3
Coding region: 326-823 (165 amino acids)
Source: RefSeq, a predicted model, not a curated record